AUGUCAUCCAAUACUCACAACAAAGCGAAUGGCGUUAUGAAAUCGAGUGACCCUCUCCCCCUCACAGUCGACGAACUCACCGCUUCUUGGUUUACCAAGAUUCUCGGUCAUUCCGUCAAGGACGUGAAUGUCGUGGAGGCAAUUCACGGUACCGCAUCGAAGAUCCUGAUCCAGCUGACCUUCGAAGAUGCCAACGAUAACGCCCCGACAAGAGUAUGCGUCAAAGGUGGUUUCAAUCCAGCUCUGGUUGCCUCUCUUCCGUUCAUGUUUGCGAUCUACCGACUCGAAGCCGAAUUCUACCAUUACCUUGCUCCGAAACUCGAUAUACCUCUUCCUCCUAUACUUUAUACUGGCACAGAUACCGUCAAUGGGCAGGGUAUAUUUGUAAUGGGCGACCUCAAAGCCCAAGGUUACACCUUUGGAAAUCCCCUCGAACCUUGGCCUGUUGAUCGGGUCAGGUCGAGUGUGAUGCAGUUGGCUAUGCUGCAUGCCAGCACUUGGGGCAAUGAUGGGAGUGAUAUUCCAUCUCUGAAAGAGACAGUUUCCCUCAGGGAUGCCAUUGUCGGCCUCGUAGCGCCUGGAGAAUGGGGCAAGCGAUUUGCUCCAGAAUGUAGACCUCCGGUACCGGAGUUCAUGGAAGAUCGCGAACGCAUCACCGUCGUGUUUCAAGCUCUGUGGGACUCUGAAACUAAGUUGAAUUGCCUCGUGCACGGAGACGCACAUAUCGGGAAUACAUUCAUCUCCCCUGCAGGAGAACCUGGUUUUUUGGACUGGCAGGUCAUUCACGCAGGAUCAGCUAUGCACGAUGUAGCUUACUUCAUCAUUGGCUCGCUUUCAGUUGAAGAUCGUCGAAACCACGAGAAAGACCUUGUGCAGUCCUGGCUCGAUGCCCUGCAUGGAGCGGGUGGACCCAAACUUCGGUUGGAAGAAGUAUGGAGUGAGUACAGGAGGCAAGCCUUUCACGGAUUUGCAUGGUCUCUCGCUGGACCGAUGAUGCAGAGCCGUGAAAUUGUUGAUGCAAUGACCGAAAGACACUGUGCGGCGAUUGUCGAUCAUAAGAGUAUAGAAUUAUUAGAGGGACUGGAGAUGUAG
This is a messenger RNA of Fusarium sp. VM40, 1092 nucleotides long. NCBI's taxonomy places the organism in Eukaryota, Fungi, Ascomycota, Sordariomycetes, Hypocreales, Nectriaceae. The record is from the annotation of a GenBank genome assembly.